UCACUUGUAGAAGCCUACUUCGUAGCUAUAAGCGAGGCUUCUACUAUCUAGUAUCUACCCAAUCCAACAUGUCGCGUCUCCCCAUGUCAGUGUCCCACAGUCACUGCUGGCGAAGCUAGGAGGGCUGCCGGAAAUUGACAACGUCGCUAGGCGAGUCGUGAACGAUCGUCAACGUCGCCUGGCGAGUCGUCAGCGAUCAUUAGCUUCGCCCGGCGACUCAGUAGAGAUCGCUCAUCGCGUUCGUCGAUGGUGCUGCGAUGGACGACGGUGGAGCUGCGAAAUCUUUCCGCCCGUCCACGUCAGCACCGCGCAGCCGCCACGUCACCUUCUGGCUCGUCCAAGCCAUCCUGGGAAUCGCUCUGGUCGCCUGGGUCUCGCGCUCUCUGCUCUCAUCCUCCUUUGUGAAUUUCUCGUGCGAUCUGUCGGAUCACAUCAAUGCAACCCUACUAGACCAGCAAGAGCACAACGAGGAGGCAGCCAAAGCACUCGAGCAAGCCAUACGAGCCCUGAUGGUGGACAAGCCCCUGCCAGCUCUAGCCGAUGCUGCUGCCCGUGCUGCCUUCGUGCAGCUCCUGCUUCCCGCCCCCUUCCUCUCCUCCUUCUCCUCCUCCUCCUCCUCCAACCUCCCUUCCACAGUUUCCCCACCUCCGUUGUCCGACCCUGAUGCUCCCACUCCUGCCGAUCACACUCCCACUGCUUCUCAUCCAGACCCCACUACCGCCACUCCUCUGGAUAAUCACUCUCGUCUUGGUUCUCACUCCCGUUUGGAGGAUCACUCCGGGUGCGACACCUUCUGCGCUACCUGCAUACGUCCACUCAACUGCUCCCGCGUGCCCUCCCUCCCCUGCUCCUGCUGCCGCCGCCCCGACACCGCUGCCAACGUUGCUGACUUGGAGGGGGAUUCUGACGAUGGGGAUUCUGAUGGGGGGGGUCCUGGUGAUGGGGAUUUUGGUGGAAGUGCUUUUGGUUCAGAAGGCUUCGGUGCUGCGGCUGCAGGUGGUGGUGGUGGUGGUGGUGGAACAGAGGGUGCUGCUGCUGGGAACACUGGUGCUGUUGAAAGCAGCGGUGCUGAUACCAGUGCGUUUGGAGCAGAAGGUGACAAUAUGGGAGGGAGUGGAGGAGGUGUGACUGUAGGGGGAGCGCAGGGUGCGUCACAAUUGUGUGGGAUGCCGCCCAGGGUUCCUGAGAGUGUGGUGGGAGGAGGAGGGGAGGGGGGCGGGGAGGGGAGGAAGCCGGCAUGUGUUGAUGGCAUGGCGGCGGGCCGAUGGGUGAACUACACUUGGUGGGAGGCGGAUGACUGUGAAUACAGUGACUUCUCCGGUCCAGAGCUUCACAAGUGCCUCAAGGGCCAGUGGAUCCACUUCGUUGGCGACCAGACCUCUCGCACACUCUCCACCUUCCUCGCCAAGAAAAUGCGGAUUAAGAAAGUCGGCAUCAAGCCACCAGAGUAUUUGAGACCCCCUUCGCCAUCUUCCUCCUCCUUUGCUUCACCCUCCUCCUCCAAAUCUUCCUCCUCCUCCUCCUCCUCCUCCUCCUCCUCCUCCUCCUCCUCUCCUCCUCCUCCUCCUCCUCCUCUUCCUCGUCCGAAGUCCCAUCGGCGCCCUCUUCUUCGUCCUCUUCUACUCUUGUCUUGGAUGAAAAUACAGAGAAUACCCAACAGGACGAGCAAAGCUCCAGUAACAGAAGAAGGCUUGCUUCUAAUGAGGACGAUCCGGCCAAUGAAGACACGAGCAGCAGUAGUAGCAGCAGCAGCGGCGGCAGUGACUCUAGUGGUGGUCCAAUAAUCGACAGCAACGGAAGUGACAGUAAUGGGAGUGACAAUAACGGGAGUGACAGUGACGGAAGCGACAGUAACAAGAGUGGCAAUAACGGGAGUGGCAGUAACGAGGAGAGCACUGAGGCAGAGGAUGCAAGGGGAUGGCAGCCUGUAGAGAGGAGCGCCGAUCGCCCCGUGGUGUCUUACUUGUUCCGAGCCAAGAUGGCGCACCAACGAGCCCCUGCACCAGGGGAUUCACCAAAAGAUGAUGUCAACGAUUUCUUCUUCGAGGGCCUACAGGACCCUGCAGCGGAUAGACCAGACGUGCUUAUAAUGAGUAUGGGGGUGCACGAGGUGUUUGGGUGGUCGGGGCGGCCGCGCGUGAAGCUCAACCUGACUGCUUUUAAAGAGGAUACCGAGGAGCUGCUGGGAAAGGUUCAGGGCAGCUUCCCAGAGCAGAGAGUUAUAUGGUGGAAAGCGCAUUACAUCCAACAAGGCAAGAUUAGGGGAGAGCAAUUAUUUACGAUUCGGCGAUACCACAGCCGCUACCAGCGCCACGCUGCCUCCCGCUUCGCUGCUACUGGGCACUCGGUUGCGGACUUCUACUCCACUACUAGGACCAGGAGCGAGGCUUGUAGAGGGGAUGGAGUGAACUAUGACUCGGAAGUGGUUUGGCAACAUGUGAAGAUUCUUGCGCAUAUGCUGUGUUACAAACAUGGUAACAAGAGAUAAGGAUGUGAGGAACGUUUUCUGUUGCGAAAAGCCCUCAAUAAAACGAUCGUGUUCAAAAAAAAAAAAAAAAAAAAGCAA
This is a messenger RNA of Closterium sp. NIES-67, 2566 nucleotides long. The record is from the annotation of a GenBank genome assembly. Lineage: Eukaryota; Viridiplantae; Streptophyta; Zygnematophyceae; Desmidiales; Closteriaceae.